Fomitiporia mediterranea MF3/22 is the source of this 1143-nucleotide messenger RNA. Its product is annotated as Clavaminate synthase-like protein. Lineage: Eukaryota; Fungi; Basidiomycota; Agaricomycetes; Hymenochaetales; Hymenochaetaceae. The transcript has 3 exons. The record is from RefSeq and is a predicted model, not a curated record. Gene Ontology annotation, molecular function: dioxygenase activity. The coding region runs from base 1 to 1143 and encodes 380 amino acids.
AUGCCUGGUCUUGAGCUUCCGCCUUUCCCGGACGACAUACCGACACAUCCUUUGUUGGUCGUGGACUUUGAGUUGAUCAAGGGUGGGGACGUUCAGGAGAUUGAUAAGCUUUGGAAGGCUGCGACGGAGCUUGGAUUUUGGUAUCUCAAGAAUCACAAUGCCGAUAACGAGGCAGAAGCUAUGUUUGAGAUGGGUGCUGAGACUAUGGACCUCCCGCUUGAUGAAAAGAUGAAAUAUGAGCAAGGUGACGGUGGAAGCUCCUUUGGAUACAAGGCCGCCGGAGCAAAUGCUACAGACGAGUAUGGUAACCUCGACACAGUUGAGUUCAUCAACGUGUCGAAGGACGAUGUGUUAGCGUACCCAAGAGUCGUACAUCGGACUUACCCUUCGACCGUUAACAAUCGUAUGGAGUCGACCAUCCGGCCCUUUGUGGAGAAGUCGCUACACGUAAACAAUACGGUGCUUUCCGUGUUCGAGAAGAAGCUCGGCCUUCCAAGUGGGACACUCCUUGAGCUUCAUUCACGGGAGGAGCCGAGCGGAUCUGAGGCUCGCUGCAUUAAGAAUCCGCCCAAACAGCCUGGCAUCGAUUCUACGAAUAAUGCAAAGGAGACAUCGGCGAUAGGCGCACAUACCGAUUUUGGCUCUCUCUCAUUUUUGCACAAUCGUCUUGGUGGAUUACAAGUUCUGCCGCCAAACAACCCGGACUGGCAAUACGUUCGCCCAAUUCCGGGGCAUGCCAUAUGUAACAUUGGAGAUGCACUCACGCUGUUUUCUGGGGGCAUUCUCCGGUCAAACUUACACCGUGUUGUACCUCCUCCUGGUGCACAGGCUGCGUAUCCACGUUGGUCACUUGUAUUCUUCACUCGGCCGGGCGGUAAUGUGCAGCUGCGUGCGCUAGUAGAUAAGAGCGGAACGAUUAGGGAUGUGGUGUCGCGUAUGUCGGAUGAGCAGCGUGCGAAAUAUGAGCCGAACACCACUGCGAUUGAGUGGUUUGCGAGAAGAAUUAGGAAUCAAAGAAUCAAGAACAGAGCGGUAAGUAUCUUUUUGUUUGUCCCGAUAGAGGUUAUACUAAUGAUUCGGUAUCAGGGCCCCGAGACGUGGCGUGCAAGCCGAGGCAUGGAGCACAAACCUGAGGUGGUUUAA